AUGUUUGCUGAAGUUAGCGACUAUUUGAAACGAUUAAAGGCAUCGCAUGACGAGGAUGCCGUGGAUCGUAUCAAUUAUGUCUAUACAUCGUCCCUGUUGCUGAUCUUUUCACUGCUAUUAACUGCAAAACAGUAUGUCGGUGAACCGCUGCAAUGUUGGGUACCACAUCAGUUUAAGGAAGGCUGGGAAAAAUAUGUGGAAAAGCAUUGCUUUAUUGAGAAUACUUACUAUACAAAAAUUGACGAAAGAAUACCAGAUUCAGCACAGGAAAGACAGGAUCGAGAAUUAGCUUAUUAUCAGUGGUUACCUAUAAUACUGAUUAUUGAAGCUGCUUCUUGUUAUGCUCCAAGAAUUGUAUGGAAACUGUUCAAUAAGAACAGCGGGUUAAAUUUGACCUCUUUCAUUCCACUCUCUAUGCUGACAACUAAGGGUAGCCGUGUAAAAGAUCUGAAACUGAAGGAUAACGUUACGGCACCAUUGGUUGAACAUUUUCAACGAAACAUUCGACUUGCACACCAAAAUAAAAGCAUAAAAUUUGGAAGAUAUGUCACGCUUCUGUACCUUUUUGUCAAAAUUGGAUUUGUAAUCAACGUAAUUUUACAAUUUGUUUUACUUGACCGUUUUCUCGGUCCACAGUACACCUUAUGGGGUAUUGGUAUUGUCAAUGACUUGGUGCAUGGUCGGCAUUGGAAAGAAAGUGGUCACUUUCCACGCGUUACGCUAUGCGACGUUAAAGUAAGGGAGAUGGGUAAUAUUCAUAACUGGACUGUACAGUGUGUUUUGAUGGUCAACAUGUUUGCGGAAAAAAUCUUCGUAUUUUUAUGGUUUUGGUUUUUAUUUAUUGGCAUCAUAACAAUACUAAACUUUAUUUAUUGGCUCUACGUCACACUCUUGCCAAGUCAAGGAAUAUCGUUCGUGCGAAAGUAUCUUAAGAACUCAAAAGAACUAAAUAGGGUGAUGUUUCAGGAAUUCAAUAAUGUAAAAGUUCAAAAUGACAAUCAAAUAAGCAAUUUUAUUGACGAUUCUUUGAGAACUGACGGCUUAACAAUUUUACGACUAAUCAGCGACAAUAGCGGGGAUUUGGCAGUAGCAGACAUCAUCAGCAGGUUAUGGGAAAAUGCUCACCCAAAACAACCGUCACAAAAUCCUUCUCUUGGCAAAUUUCUGAACAAGUUAAAUCCAAAGUACGACGAUGAUGCGAUAGAUCGGUGUAACUAUUUAAUUACAAAUACUAUUCUAAUAUUUUGUGCCUUAACUGUUGCAGCAAAACAAUAUGUCGGUGAACCACUGCAGUGUUGGGUACCAGCUGAAUUUAAGGCUGGAUGGGAAAAGUAUAUUGAAAAUUACUGUUUUGUUGAAAACACCUAUUUUGUAAGAAUGGAUGACGAUUUACCUGCACAAACCAAUCUGCGAAACGAAAAAGAAAUUCAUUAUUAUCAAUGGGUGCCAUUUAUUUUGAUUUUUCAAGCUCUUCUAUUCAUGAUUCCAAGAUUAGUUUGGAAAACGUUCAAUAAAUAUACAGGAAUGAAUAUUUUUGCUCUUAUUGAGACUGUAUCCACGACCAGUAAACAGGGCCAAAAACGUGUUUUAAACAAGUCAAUAUGGCGCGUCUAUGUAACUGACCUGUAUAUAUUCUGUAAGAUGCUAAAUCUUAUCAAUAUAUGUAUCCAAUUCGCAUUUUUAAAUUGUUUUCUUGGGCCGCAAUACAAAUUUUGGGGGUUUGGUAUACUUAGUGACCUGUUGAAUGGACGGCAGUGGUACGAAAGCGGCCACUUUCCAAGGGUAACAUUUUGUGACAUCAGUGUCAGAGAGAUUGGUAAUGUUAACCAAAAAACAGUGCAGUGCGUGUUGAUGAUCAAUAUGUUUAAUGAGAAGAUUUUUCUUGGGAUUUGGUUUUGGCUUUUUCUGCUCGGUAUUCUUACAUCCAUUAACCUGCUCUACUGGAUUAUCACUACAGCAAUGCCACAGUAUGGAAGAAAUUUUGUCAAAAAUAGCUUGGAUAGCAUAACAGUACUUCGACUGUUGAGCGACAAUGCCGGAGAAUUAGUAGCAGCAGAUGUAGUGGCAUGUCUUUGGCGAUCUCGUGACAACACAAAGGAGGAUGACCAAAGCAUAAAGUUCUGA
Messenger RNA from Enterobius vermicularis (human pinworm), 2124 nucleotides. Lineage: Eukaryota; Metazoa; Nematoda; Chromadorea; Rhabditida; Oxyuridae. The record is from the annotation of a GenBank genome assembly.